CUCGGAGAGGAUAGAGCGAGGCUCAUCGAGCAGACCUCCCUUCCUGUCGCCGCUCAUACGGGAGGAUUAGGAGAGUCAAUCGCGGGGAGGCUCGCAGCACACGUGCGAGCGUGCUCGUCGUCGUGGCGGUUCCCUUCUGAUGGUACAACGAGUAGAAGUAGUGACUCACCGGCGACGGACGAGCGCGGACGACGGCGCGGAUCGUCGUCCACGGCAGAAGCACCGCCGCCGUCGUCGUCGUCGUCGUCAUCAUCAUCAUCGUCAUCGUCGCAGCAGCGCCGCGUCAACAGCCGCCGCUGCGCCAUGGGUCGACUCGCCUCGUCGUCGAUGAUCAUCCCCGCGUUUCUCCCCCUCGUCGUCGUCGUCGUCGUCCUUCUGUGCCAGCCGGAAUGCGGCCGCGCCGACGACCUCGAGUCCUUUCACGGGCUCGGAUCCGCGGAGCGGGUUCCUGCGGACAAACAUGCCGCGUCGCACGGGCCGCAGAUCGACGCCGGUGAUUUGCCCAGCGAUCCCUACAGCGCCUACCCGGGUAUGGGCUUCGGACCCAUGGGCCCGGUAGCCCGCUCGGCCCUGCCGAACGAUGCCACCUUGCCUCGCAGCCUCUCGUCGGAGGCCCUUCCUAAGGAGUCGCAGCAGCUAGGAGCAGCCUCGGCGCGCUCCGGCGACGUACCCUCCUCGACGAGCGGCGACGAGCAGUCGCCGAAACCGGAGUAUCGCAUCGUCAGCGUCGAGUUCACGCGCGUCGAGACGCCCUUUCUUAUUGGAAUUUGGAUCUUCUUCGCCAGCAUCGCGAAAAUCGGUUUCCACAUGGCGCCGAAGCUCAACAAGAUCUUCCCGGAGUCCUGCUUGCUGAUCGCCGUCGGCAUAAUCGUCGGUCUGCUGCUGUUCCAAGCGAGCAGCGUCCACAUUUCGCCGCUGACGCCCGACACGUUCUUCUUGUACAUGCUGCCGCCCAUCAUCCUGGACGCCGGCUACUUCAUGCCCAAUCGGCUGUUCUUCGAUCAUCUCGGGACGAUACUCCUGUUCGCCGUCGUUGGGACUAUAUUUAAUACGAUGUCGAUAGGUGUGUCGCUGUGGCUGUUGGGGAAAAGCGGUAUAUUCGGUUGCGAGACGCCUAUCCUCGACAUGUUCCUCUUCUCGGCGUUAAUCAGCGCCGUCGAUCCCGUGGCCGUGUUGGCCGUCUUCGAGGAAAUCCACGUCAACGAGAUACUCUACAUCGUCGUGUUCGGAGAGAGUUUAUUGAACGAUGCGGUCACUGUCGUGCUCUAUCACAUGUUCGAGACGUACAGCGAGAUGGGCCCUUCCAGGAUCGCCUACACGGACGUGCUAUCGGGCCUAGCGUCGUUUUUGGUGGUGGCGAUUGGCGGCACCAUCAUAGGCAUAGUAUGGGGUUUCGCCACUAGCUUCGUGACCAGGUUUACUCACCAGGUGCGCGUGAUAGAGCCGAUUUUCAUAUUCGUGAUGGCGUACUUGGCAUACCUCAGCGCGGAGAUCUUCCACUUGUCCGGCAUAUUGGCAAUAACCUUCUGCGGUAUUACCAUGAAGAAUUACGUCGAGGCCAAUAUAUCGCACAAGUCUCACACGACCGUCAAGUAUACAAUGAAGAUGCUGUCGAGUAGCUCGGAGACCAUCAUAUUCAUGUUCCUCGGCGUCGCCACGGUGAACAAUGCUCACAACUGGAACACGUGGUUCGUCGUCAUGACGAUAGUCUUCUGCUCCGUCUAUCGGGCCCUGGGCGUGAUAGUGCUGACAGCGCUGGCGAAUCAGUUCCGGCUGCACAAAUUGGACAAGGUUGAGAAAUUCGUGAUGUCCUACGGCGGUUUGCGCGGCGCCGUGGCGUUCGCCCUGGUGCUUCUUAUAGACCCCAAGCACGUGCCCCUGCAGCCCAUGUUCGUCACCACCACCAUCGCCGUCAUCUACUUCACCGUGUUCAUCCAGGGGAUCACCAUCAAACCCCUCGUCAAAAUUCUCAAUGUCAAAAGGGCGGAGAAGAGGAAGCCGACGAUGAACGAGAGGAUCCACGAGAGGAUAAUGGAUCACACGAUGGCGGGUAUUGAGGACAUUUUGGGACAACACGGCAACUACCACGUCCGGGAUAAAUUCAAGCGAUUCGACAAUAAAUUCAUCCGACCUUAUCUCGUGAAAGAUCAUUGCGGCGCCGAGCCGAAGAUUCUGGAAACUUACUCGAAGCUGGCGAUGAAGGAUGCGCUAGAUUACAUACGAAGAAAUGCCUCCACCAUCGGUAACAUUAGCGGCACCGAAAGUAUGUCGGCGAUAUUCCGUAAUUACAGCAAUACCGGCCAGUUCAAUGGAAGUCCCAGCUGCAGCCAGCUCGAAUCGGGAUGGAAUAUCGAUCUGCAGGAACUGGAGUACAAUCCUUCCAAAAAAGACCUGACGGACGCGAGAAUCCACCAUCUGCUCGCCGAAGAGCUUUGUAAACCAUACAAAAGGCAUCGGCGCUUGAGCUACAGCCGUCACGCGGUGAACGAUCGCGAUCUCUCGACGCAAGUCAAUUACAAAAUGCACAUGAACAUUCGGCGGAUGAUGGGGGAGCACAAACAUCGCCACAAACGCAGCAAAAAGUUGCUCAAAGACGGCAAACAGAAUCACGUUAGUUUCCCAGAAUUUCAACAGCAGAACGGCUCGACAAAGUUAUUUACGCAAGAUUACAUCAAUGGCGUGCUGUACGAGUUAGAAAACGGAGAAACCUCCAAGCCCUCGAGCAAAGAGGACUGGGAUUCGGCGAUCACGUUCACCGCACGAACAUCUGAUUCGCCGAAUGUAAACGCGGACAAUCAACACGCUACCACCGCUACUACGUCGAUGGACACGAUAAAUACGGACGAAGGAGACUUGAAAAUAGGACGCGACGGCGCGGAAGGCUACAGAGUAACCACCCCUACGGCUACGGAAACUAUGUUACCGUGGAAACGUGAGGACGAUUACGAGUCGGGUCAUCCGAUCAAGCAGCACGAAUUUCCAGCCUGGUGCUCCAAUAAAGAAUACCUCGCCUAUAGCUCGCCCUCCGCCACUUUCUUAGGUGGGAUCGAACAGCCGAAAGUCCAAUCCGUGAUUGGCCUAUUUCGACGCGAGAGCGUGUGCACGCCCGACAGUAUCGAUUGCCAGGAGACCGUCGAAGAGGCGGACGAGACGGACGAGUACACCCCCGCGAGAAUGGAUUCCCCCGCGAAAACCAAGGUUACCUUUGCAGGCAACCCCAUGAGGAGGAUGCCCAUGAGGCGGGUGUCAAUGAUGGAACUCGGCUUCGCCGACCGAGCUCACUCGAUGGACAAGGCGGCGGAUGACGGGUCCCACUCUUUGCCGGACUGCCGGAGAGUACGCCUUAACUCCCUCGCCUGCACGCCCGCUCACAUGCCGAGCCUAUCGACCGCCCUGAUCACCUCCUCCACGUCGGAAUCGUCGGAGGACGUGGACGAGGAGGAAGAGAAGGCUUGACCCUUGGGGACCGUCGACGAGGAGCGAACGUCCGCCUUCGCGGACGUCGAGCGUCGACGACGUCGGCCCUUCCGGCGACCACCACGUCGUCACUCGUUGCUCACUUCGCUCCUGCGCCGACCGAGUGCCCCCGUUUGAGAAGACCUGCCCUUGACGAGACGCCUUCUGGCUCCGAGGGCAUCUCGCGAAACCUGAAUCUCGGCCUGAAUCUUGUUGAUGCGCCUCACUAACAUUGAUGUGCGAAACAAGACGUUACGAUGAACAAAUUCCAAGAGAGACUGUGAAAAACGCGUCGAAGCUUUUUAUUGGAUUUUGCAAGAACAGAAAUAUUUAGGAAAAUGCGAAAAUUUUGUGCUAAUUAGAUGAAAAAAGGGAAAGAUUUUCUUCUAAAAGGUUAAUGACGAGUUUCGUGGUAACGAAAAAAAAGGACAAAGUGGCGAAAUCUCUUUGGAAUGAACGAUCUUCUGUUCGAGUUCGGUAUUCGGUAUUCGCGAGAUCGCUCGCCGAUUUCCGGAAGGAAGCGGAACGACGUAUACGAAGUUGAAAUUCGACGAAUCACUGUUAUUUUUUUCUGCACGCAUUCGCGAGAGCGAAGGCGCUUGUCGAGAGCAAGGGCUUAUUUCUAAAUCCGUCUCUAAGACAUCUUGGAAUUGUGGCCUUAAGGACUAUAGAAGUGCUUGGACGCCCCGACGAUCCUGUACACGCUGCCGUCGUCGUCGGCGCAAAAUUCAUUUGUCGGUGCUAUCGAUAAAAGUCUUGUAAAAAUUACGCCGCGCGGCGCCGUAAAAUGCGCCGCCCAAGCUUGUCCCAAGAUUUACCACGAGUACCUUCUCUCGAAGGUGGAUUCAGCGGUGAUCAUCGCUGCUGUAUACUUCGCGAUUAAGCUUCGGUCAGACUAAUCGACUUGGUAGAAUGUGACCUGCAAAGUAGGAAAAACGCUUGGAGUUGUUGUCACACAAUUUACCAUAAAUUCUGAAAAUGAUAUUCUGCCAGUAGCAUAAUGCGAGACACUUACGUCACAAUGUCAUUUUCGAUAAAGCUAGUUAAUUUAUGACACAAUGUCGAUUAGCAUUACCUCCGCGAUCUUUUAUGACAUCAUUUUCUAUAGAGAAAGUAUAAUUUUUUAUCUCCAUCGUUGCUUGCUAGUAAGUAUUUCUAGUCUUCUUAACAAGAUUUUGAAGAAUGCUCACUCAUCAAACUGUCAAUUAUAGAUAUAAUAUGAGAUCUGCCAUAUAUGUUUUGGAAAUAAGAGGGACGAUUUUAUCGUCACGAUAGACGAGUAUGUAUUUUUUUAAUUAUUUGAUUAAAGGUGCAAUUUCACAUGCUACUAAAAGAAGCAACGACAUAUUUGUCGUUUGUAUUCCAGCGGCUGAAAUUUUGUAGUUUGAAAAGUUUUAAUUAAGUACAAGCUUACACGCUAUGCAAAGCAUGCUUACACGCUGUCAAAACCAUUGCUUUUCGCAUUUUGUCAUGAUAAUAAUGACGAAAGUCAUCGUGUAAUCCUUUUUGUCACUCAAACGACCGGUUCAAGCGGCUCGUGAAAUUGCACCUCAAAGCUUUGUAUGUACGCUAAGUCGCCAAGUCUGGCCGCAGCUUCGCGGAUGACGAUAGUCCAACAUUAAGUGCGUUAUAUCGUUAGUAGUCCCGUUCGUGAGUCUGACGCAUGUACGCGACGCAUGCAUGCGACACAGCACAUCACGGUGUACGUAGAUGACAUCCCGUAGCGACGCAUCCCCAGCUGAAUUUAGGAGUAUUCCUUUCAAGCGAACGGUUGCGUGAUGAUUUGGACGACGAUGCGACUAUCGGUUGCGUAGAACCAGACGUGAGAGAUGCGUACAGAUGCGCGCCGCUCUCCCUUCUAGUAUGGCCUUAAAAGAAAAAAAAAGGAAAAACUUUCCAGCAAGCGGAUACUCGUGAGUAACACGGUGCCUGGUGUAUGGAUAAUACACUGUUACGAUACAUUGUUAAAUAUCGCGCAGCCACGGCACCGCUUAGUUAAUAUUUAGCGAAAAACCGCCAGAAGCAUGUACAUACGGUUUUUUCUUAAUGAUACGCUAGAAAAUUGUCAGCAUCCUCAUCGUUGUCAUCCUCAACAACAUCCUCAUCCACACUAUUUUUGUUAUCGUUUGGUAUUAUUUCUUCGGCGGAGUGAAAGAGAAGAUAUCAGAGAAACAGAGAGAUAGAGAGAGAGAGAGAGAGAAGCGGAGCGCGACCACUAUACCAUUCGGUAUUCUAGUUAUUAUUGUUAACACUUGUUACUAUCGCUAGUAUAUGAUUAUACUAGUUCUACUACUAAUAAUUAAAUAAUGCAAUUAUAGCUAUCGCUCGAUGCGGGCGGAAAGCGAAAGCGCCGAGCUCAUGCUAGUUUCGAGGGGAACUUUAUCAACGGCCGGAGAGUCUUUUGAUAGCUGGAGACUUAUUUUGAUUAAAUGGAAGAUCGAGAAUAGAAUGCAGUUACGAAAUGGAGUCGCCUCAAAUAGUGGAACCUUGUCAUCAAUGUCUUUUGAAUACGUUUAUUGCGCAUUGCAGAAAUUGCAGCCUUUCUCGUACUUAUUUUCGCGUCACUCAUAACGAUUAAUACCAAUUUUAUUAAUAACUAUAAUUAGCUUAGGCUUUCAAUAAACUCUUGACCUUUUAACUUUUGACAAUUACCUCACGGCUCUUGCGGGACCCUGCGAUUUUUAUACUUCCUUACAAGUACAUCGUACUGCGGAGUACUUAAUUUAGCGUAUACGCGAUCUCUGAUACCGAACCACUUUUGUAUCUACAUAAGGGUGACAGGGUAUAAGUUCGCAUUAUUAGAAAAAGAAAAAAACACGGGAAGUUCAAUAAAAAUGAUUUUGCAUUCGGAUUUGGAAGUUCCCCUCGCAUGGAAUAUUCCUCGCGGCCUUUAGUUACUUAGACCGGAUAAAAAAACGUCGGACUAGUCUCUAGGUGCUAGUCUACGCUGUUGAUUUGUUAAAAAGGAAAUAAAUGUUUAUUUCUUAAAGGA
Messenger RNA from Solenopsis invicta (red fire ant), 6448 nucleotides. It is a transcript of the gene Nhe2, whose product is annotated as probable Na(+)/H(+) antiporter nhx-9. The coding region runs from base 304 to 3456 and encodes 1050 amino acids. Gene Ontology annotation, molecular function: sodium:proton antiporter activity. The record is from RefSeq and is a predicted model, not a curated record. Lineage: Eukaryota; Metazoa; Arthropoda; Insecta; Hymenoptera; Formicidae. Gene Ontology annotation, cellular component: membrane. Gene Ontology annotation, biological process: proton transmembrane transport; sodium ion transport; regulation of pH. The transcript has 17 exons.